UAAACUAUUUCAAACGUAGGAAAGGGAACUGCUCUAGCUCCUAUUACUGAUUUAAAUAAACUAGCCAAUCAACAAACAAUCAUAGUCACUUCCAGGACUCGUGUUACAGCAUAAAUCAGUAGCCGGCAGAUAUUACCUGAACAACAAGAAUUUGUUCUAGCAAUCUUAUGAUUACUAGAACAAACUGGAUGAGAUCGACUCAAUUGACGCUUCCUACUUUACAAAAUAUUAGCACUUUUGUUAUUACAAUGUCAGCUGAUUUAUGACGCGGGAGUGAACUAGUUUCCACAAUAGUUUGUCCUAAAACUAGUGUCAAUGUUAUCAGCCUUCCAUGUUUCGAGCAAUAUUUUUGCUUUUGUUUUUGUCUUCAUCAUUAAAAUCAGUUUGAAAAAAAUGCAAGAAACUCACAUACUUGUAUUGCACAUGUAAGACUGGGUAGACCAUGGGUGACUAUAAUAAAUCUUCCAAUUUAACAAAAAUAGGUCAUCGUCCGACCUGACCGCUUCAGGAAAUAGUGACAGUAAUUUGAGUUGACUAAUCUCACUUAAGUCUAAAAGAUUAGAUGCGUCAUGGAUCAAAUUUAGAGAGCUCAACAAAUGGCCAAACAGCGUUCUUUUUUUUCAAUUGUCACUUUACUCAAUACAAUCUAUUUAUUGGGAGCAUGUAACUUUGUUUUGUAGUACAGAGAGUACUUUCAGCUAUAGUUUCUUAAUUAGAUUACUUCGAAACAAGAACAAAGAAGCCUGUUCAGUGUGGCCUACACCAGUCCUAGUGUUGUGUUCCAUAAUGGUAGACGUCGUCGAUCCUGGAGUCGUGAAGACAGGUGCAUAUAAGUAUGAAGAUGGUACUCGUUACGUUGGUGAGUGGAACUCUAAGGGCCAGAAGCAUGGGAUGGGGCAUCUGGUACUCCCUGACGGGACGCGAUACGAUGGCGCGCUGAUCGGUGGUCUGUGCUCCGGACUGGGGGUCAUGGCGUUUCCUGAUGGAGCGAAGUAUGAAGGCGAGUUCAUGCAGGGCUGGUUCCAUGGGCACGGCGUUUUCUGGAGAGCUGAUGGCAUGAAGUUUGAGGGAGAGUUUCGAGGUGGACGAGUCUGGGGACUUGGUCUAGUGACAUUCAGCGACGGCAGCAACGGGUUCCCUCGCAACGAAGGCUUCUUCCAAGACUGUCGGUUGGUGCGACGCAAACGUUGUCCAGAAGUCGUGCAGCGCGCUCAGAAAGUUGCUUACAUGGCCCGAGCUCAGUGCCAGCAGAUUUAAACGUGGCAAGCAAAAAUAGACCUUAUUGCUUUAGGAAGAAGACAGAAAUAAUAAUAUCUUGAUUAAUUCUCCUAAUGUGCCAAGUUCAAAACAACGGGAACGAAAAAAGCUUUUGGUCUUGAGGUUAGAAAGUUUGUGAAAGAUUUUAGUAUAAUCCCAACAUAUACGGAAAUAAGUAUAUGGUAUACACUGAUCUAAAUAUUGUAGCUGCACUGAAAAUAAAUGCUAUUUCAA
Trichoplusia ni (cabbage looper) is the source of this 1491-nucleotide messenger RNA. It is a transcript of the gene rtp, whose product is annotated as MORN repeat-containing protein 4 homolog. The transcript is spliced from 4 exons. Bases 787 to 1257 code for a protein of 156 amino acids. The record is from RefSeq and is a predicted model, not a curated record. Lineage: Eukaryota; Metazoa; Arthropoda; Insecta; Lepidoptera; Noctuidae.